This is a messenger RNA of Medicago truncatula (barrel medic), 712 nucleotides long. RefSeq names its product dirigent protein 2. NCBI's taxonomy places the organism in Eukaryota, Viridiplantae, Streptophyta, Magnoliopsida, Fabales, Fabaceae. The record is from RefSeq and is a predicted model, not a curated record. Bases 42 to 578 code for a protein of 178 amino acids. The transcript has a single exon.
CUCAUCAACAUUUCUAAUCAAUAGUUACAAUAACUAAAAAAAUGGCACCAACAUUUUCAACACCGAUCAAAAUAAUAUCCUCAAUACUACUUUUGAUAACCAUCAUCAUAACUAACGGUCAAGCACCAAAUCAAACAUCAACAUUGGUGUUCUACCUACAAGAUGUGGGAAGAGGAUUCAACGCAACCGUUAUGCCGGUUAUCGGCAUCAACGGAAGGGUUUGGUCUUACCACUCAUUCGGAACAAUAUUUGUCGUUGAUGACCCCGUCAUGUUAAGCCCUAGUCCAUUUUCAACUCAAAUUGGAAGGGCACAAGGUGUAAUUACAGUGACAUCUCUAGAUGGUGCAAAUGUGAACAUAGUUUUGUCACUUGUGUUCAACAAUGGGGAAUAUAGUGGUAGCACUUUGGAGAUACAAGGUAAUAGUCGUCAACGUGAGAAUUCAAGAGAGCUCUCUGUUGUUUCUGGAACAGGAAGGUUUCGAUAUGCAAGAGGGUUUGUUGUGUUUGAAACUAUGUCUUAUGAUGCUCCAAGUGAACGUUCUGUCAUUAGGUUGACCAUAACUUUGGCACUACCUUGAGAAAAUUAUGUAUUAUUUAUAUGGUUAAUGCUUGUUGAUGUAUAAUAUCAUAUGGAUGUAUGAUGUCAUACAAGCUUUAUAUAGAUUAAUUAAUAAAUGAAAAUUAUAAAGGAAUAAUUUAUCUUGUCUUGUUA